GUUUCUGUAAUCUUUAGUGCUCUGCAAAAUUCCUGCAAUAUGUAUUAAUAUAUGUGUAUUACUUUUCUCUCCAAUCUCCCACUCUCACUUUGAAAAGCUCCCCUAUAUAAAUGCCAAUGUGAUUUGGCAAAAUCAUUCUCUUCUUUUCUCUUGUAUGAGCUUUUCCGAAGUGGGAUUUCUUUUCUAUUUCCACAGGAGGUGAAGAAACACGAGUAAAAAAGCAAUCUUGAUGGCUGUGGAGCUCAGAACCAUGGUUUUGGGGCAUUUCUUGGUGAUUUCUCUUGCCUUGAACGCUGGCUUGCUCUACAGAAACUACUGCGGGGGAGAGCACAAAUCCCAGAACAUCUUCAGCUUCAAAAACGAGUGCAAGAACUCAUCUUCAUCUUCAACAAUGGCGUUUCUUGAAACAAAGUUUCAACCUUCAAAACCAGCUCUUAGUGAAGUGAUUGAUUUGGACCAUGGUGAUCCGACGAUGUACGAGAGGUAUUGGCAGCAGACAGGGGAUCGGACGACGGUGGUGAUCCCGGGUUGGAAGUUCAUCAGCUACUUUUCUGAUGUGAGGACCCUUUGCUGGUUUCUCGAGCCCGAGUUUGCCAAUGCAGUGGUUAGGCUGCACAAGCUCGUGGGGAACGCUGUCACGGACGGCCGAUAUAUAGUCGUGGGGACGGGGUCCACGCAGCUCUUCCAGGCCGUGCUCUAUGCCGUAUCUCCCCCUAACGCCUCGGAGCCUAUCAGUGUUGUCUCUGCUGCCCCAUUCUACUCUUCGUAUCCUCAGAUCACCGACUUCCUCAGGUCGGGGCUCUACAAAUGGGCCGGAGACGCGCGCGAGUUCAAGAGGGACGUCCCGUACAUUGAGCUCGUGACGUCUCCAAACAACCCCGACGGGCUAUCAAGGGCGGCCGUGGUGAACCGGGACCGAGGCGUGCUAGUCCAUGACCUGGCCUACUACUGGCCUCAGUACACCCCAAUCUCGUCCCCUCCCGAGGAUCAUGACAUCAUGCUGUUCACGGUCUCCAAAAGCACGGGCCAUGCUGGCACACGCUUGGGGUGGGCUCUUGUCAAGGAUCGAGAAACCGCAAGGAAGAUGACCGAGUUCAUCGUGCUGAGCACGAUUGGCGUCUCCAAAGAGUCGCAGCUGCGCGCAGCGAAGAUCCUCCACGUCAUAUCCGACUCCCACGAGCAACGAGGGGGUUUCGACGAAAACGAGGCCUUCUUCGAGCACAACUACCAUCUCAUGACAAGGAGAUGGAAGCAGCUAAGGGCGGCAGUCGAGAAGAGCAAGCUCUUCAGCUUGCCCGAGUUCCCUGCCGGAAAGUGCAAGUUCAGCGGCCGUACCUUCGCCUCGCAGCCGGCCUUCGCGUGGCUCAAGUGCGAGGGCGAAACCGAGGACUGUGAAGGGUUCUUCCGCGGCCACAAGGUGCUCACGCGCAGCGGGAAACACUUUGGCGAGAGCACGAGGCACGUCCGGAUCAGCAUGCUGCCACGUGACGAGGUCUUCGACCAGUUCACCGAGCGACUAGCGAGCAUAACUUCGUCGUCGUCGUCAUCAACGUAACCGGAGAUUGAUUCUUCCAUCUAUUUAGUAUUGGCAGUAGCUACUAUAAGGGAUUGUAGUAACUCAGUUUUUGCAUAAUCACUAAAAAUUUCUAUA
Molecule: messenger RNA, 1651 nt
Organism: Salvia hispanica
Lineage: Eukaryota; Viridiplantae; Streptophyta; Magnoliopsida; Lamiales; Lamiaceae
Product: tryptophan aminotransferase-related protein 2-like
Biological process (GO): amino acid metabolic process
Molecular function (GO): transaminase activity; carbon-sulfur lyase activity
Source: RefSeq, a predicted model, not a curated record